Trematomus bernacchii (emerald rockcod) is the source of this 2853-nucleotide messenger RNA. RefSeq lists its product as uncharacterized. The transcript has 7 exons. The coding region runs from base 423 to 2522 and encodes 699 amino acids. NCBI's taxonomy places the organism in Eukaryota, Metazoa, Chordata, Actinopteri, Perciformes, Nototheniidae. Gene Ontology annotation, cellular component: shelterin complex. Gene Ontology annotation, biological process: telomere capping; regulation of telomere maintenance via telomere lengthening. The record is from RefSeq and is a predicted model, not a curated record. Gene Ontology annotation, molecular function: telomeric repeat DNA binding.
UUAUUUUGACUGCCAGUGAGAUUGACAAGGAAGUCAUUUGUAAUGUUUUCAAAAACGGAACGAUAUGCAAACAGUCGCAGAACCGGGACGUUCACAACUUCACACUUAUUAUACAUCCUUCACAUCGUAGACUUGCCGCUACAUGUCCUGAGGUCCAGCUCGGGGGGUGGGAGCAGCCCAUUCAUGAAGGGGGUUAAAGAGGAGCAGUCGGCCGCUCUUUCGCUGAGCCUCCGAUGGAAGGAGGAGAUCCAUGUUUACUGAUGGAUUGAAGAGGUCCAUGUUCACUGAUGGAAGGAAGAGCUCCAUGUUCACUGAUGGAUUGAAGAGGUCCAUGUUCACUGAUGGAUUGAAGAGGUCCAUGUUCACUGAUGGAAGGAAGAGCUCCAUGUUCACUGAUGGAUUGAAGAGGUCCAUGUUCACUGAUGGAAGGAAGAGCUCCAUGUUCACUGAUGGAAGGAAGAGAUCCAUGUUCACUGACCUGCCCCAGAGGACCGCUGUGGAUCAUAGAGUUUGUCUGGGCUCACAGGAUGAUGGACAUACAGCAAGUUGUGGACCCCUCCUCUUGGCCGGAUGUGGGCUCUCAGCCUCUGAGCGUGGAGGACCCGUGGAGGCUGCGUGUUUCCUCUGCUCAGGUUUAUUCCAUCGUGAAGAGCAGAGACAUGCAGCACUUUGAGAGAGUGCUGAACUUUCUGGAAGACACACACAGACUUCUCCCCAGCCUGGUGGCUCCCAUCAAACACAUGAAGGUCAUGUUCGGCCUCAAGACCCUGCUCAUCAUGUGGAUGCUCAGAGAGAGGCGAGGAAUGGUUGAAACUGUGUGUAAAAUCAGCAAAUUCUUUCCAAGUAAACUCCCUCAGUACCAGGAUCAGUGUAGCCAACAUGAGAUGUUCCUCAUGAGGAAGAACCAUGUGGAGUUCAAGGCUCUGGCUCAGACUCUUGCUAUGGACAAGGACAAACGUGAAGAUCACAUUAAGAAUCACAUGGAGGAGCAGUACGGAGAACACUACGCUCAGAAAGUAGAGGACAGACUGCUGCACUACCUCCAGCAGCUGGAGACCGUGUUACCAGGAGACACACACAUUGAUAAGAUUCUGAAGAAAGAAAGCCCUGUGACCGAGGAGGAGAAGCUGCUGUUGGAAGUGAUAACCUCUGACUCCAAGAACAUCGCAGCAACUCUGAAGAAACUGCUGCACUGUGAUGUUGCUUUGUGUCGUCGGGCCACGAUUCCUCAGUCCUCAGCACAUGGAAAGAAUGGGAUGGAAAGCUCCAAACUCUCAGGGUCUGUUCUGCAUGUCAGUGCUUCAAAAGAUCUCCACGAGUCCAUGGAGGCCAAAACGUCCCUUCAGAACCCUCCAGUGGUUCUUCAGCGAGGGGGGGCUGAAGAAGACAGCGCUGUGUCGUUGAAGAAUGAAGAUGAUACAGAUGUUAGCAGACGACAAACAGAGGAGAGUGUUGAGUUCGUCAUGAGGGUGGGUGAAGACAUCAGUGACAGGGAAAUGAGUUGGAGCAGCAGAGGAGGCGUUCAGGAAGCCCCCCCCUCCCCUCAGUUCUGCUCCAAGCACCGGCGCUGGGUGGAGAGCAUCCUGCAGCAGUGUCCUGAGGAGUGCUCAGAGGAGCUCCAGGACAACGUCUCUUUGUCUCCUUUACUGUUCCAGUCGCCCUCAUCCACCACUACAUCACAGGACUUCACCCCCUCUGGUCUCAUCCCCUCCCCCUUUGACCAACAACUACCACCUUCAGAGACCUUCACCCAUCUUCAGACAGCUUCUCAGCCAGCAAACCCUGAGCAGAGUUCUGCAUCACCGGGAUCAUCAGCGGAUCCAGUUCUGCUGCCGUCGCCCAGAGACACUCAGCUGCCCCCCCAUUUGACGCCGGUCGAAUCAAGUUUAUUGAAUCAAAACACUUGUUUGACCGUACCAGAACUCAGCGUUCCUCUGCCUCCUACAGAAGAUGCUUCUACCGCUGCGUCCCCUUCAGGGACUCUUUCCUACAAAUUCCCUUUAUCUACUUCAUCAUCUCAACCAGUUGUCCCUCAGAACUCCUUCAAACCUCCUGCACAAAACACCAUUCAUUUUCAACCAUCAUAUUCCACUGUCGUCUCCUCUCCCUCCCCCUCUGAGGCCCCGGUGGUCAGGGUGGAGAGCAGCAGGGUCCGGAGAGACGGGCUGAGGUUGUCUCUGCACAGCCAGGCCGUGCUGCUGCAGUCCAGGCUGCUGCAGCCCUUUGUGCCUCUGAGCAGACUGAGCGCUCAGGAGUGCUACAGAAUGACAGGGUGGAGAUCCUCCAGCAGAGGGUCAGAGCCGGGGGUACGAGGCAGAAAUGAUGAAAACAGGAGGGAGGAGGAGGACGGGGAGGAGGAAGAAGAAGAUGAAGGUUCCUUUGAUCCGAACAUUCUUUAUUCCAGUUAUUCUUCAAGUAGUGCUGACGACUCCAUGGACUGCGACCCUGAUUACAAACCUUGCUUGAAGAAGAGAAGACUGCUCUUAGAAUAUGAAACUGCAAGGACCAUGGAUCAUACUUAAACACAUUUAAAUAUAUGGACUAUAGCCGGAUGCAAACUUGCUUUUUGACAUUAAUGAUAUCAAUAUUUUGACUUUUAAAAAAGCAACAAAAUAUUAGCAAAGAGUACAUUUUUAACAUAAACAAAAUUGUGACUUUGUACAUUUUACACUGUAAAUAUCAACAUCCUUUGUAUAAAAUAUGAAAUGGUGACACUGUUUCUUAAUUCUUUGUUAAUUAUUAUUGUAGCAUAUCCCUCUGGCAGAUGUGUCUGAAAUGUGUGGGUGUUUUGUGACAACAGAAAAUGGUGUUGAUCUGUUGACAAAUUAGAAUAAAUAAUCCAGUGGGGCCAGA